This is a messenger RNA of Schistosoma guineensis, 758 nucleotides long. The record is from the annotation of a GenBank genome assembly. NCBI's taxonomy places the organism in Eukaryota, Metazoa, Platyhelminthes, Trematoda, Strigeidida, Schistosomatidae.
GGUGUACCGUCUCAUUUGCGGGAAGUUUAGUUUCUUUGGCUAUGGAGCGGACUAACUCUAAAUCAACUGAAAAGAUCGUCACAGAUUAUCAAAAGGCACAUAAACGCGCUGAACUUGAACGUUUACGUAUAGCCAGAGAGCAUCAAAGGGAACUAGAAAGAAAACAAAAAAUAUUGGAGAAGGAAAGGCAACAACGAGAGAGACAAGAAAAGAGAGAUGCUGAAGAACGUAAGAAAGAAGAGAAGCGUUUGAAACGUAAGGAAGAGCAGCGCAAAAAAGAAGAGGAAAGGGAAAAUGAACGUAAAAAGAAGGAGGAAGAAAAACGCAAGAAAGAGGAAGAAAAACUGCAAAAAGAACAAGAAAGGAAAAGGGAAGAAGAUUUAAAAAGCCAAAGAGAAGAAAAACAACGUGCAGUUUUGUUAGGAUUUCUUGUGAAAUCAGAAAGCAAAAAGGAAACCAAUACCAUCUCUUGUACAGACUGUGGACCAUUUAUACAAUUUGAAGUCAGAAAAGAUAUGAGAAUGGCUCCUUUGCAUAGAAUGUCACAGGCUUUACUUUCCUCAAAACAAAGCAACAUGGAAAACUUACGACAUGCAUGGGUAAACGGAAACGACAAGGAUGCAGCAUCAUCACUUGGGUUACUUAAAUUCGGACGUGCUAACUAUCUUCAUGAACUACGAACAGGACAGAUAUUACCAUUAUCCUAUCCAAGUACCUGGCCAAUGUACGCUGCCUUAUAUAUAUAUAUAUAUAUAUAA